Messenger RNA from Pocillopora meandrina, 955 nucleotides. NCBI's taxonomy places the organism in Eukaryota, Metazoa, Cnidaria, Anthozoa, Scleractinia, Pocilloporidae. The record is from the annotation of a GenBank genome assembly.
AUGUUCCAACAAGCUGUAAAGAAUGAUUGGAAAGCAAUCAUUGAUAACAAAUCAAAAUUUCUCUUGGUAAGUUUAGAUUUAAAAAUGUUGUAGAUUUGUUAUAACUUAAUUAUAACUUAAUUGAACUUGGAUAGUCUACAGGACGAAGGCCACAUGUCUCCUUUUUUAGGCGGGAUCAGCCAUUCUUUGCGAUCUCACGUAACGCUCCCCCAAGUGUUGCAUGACAUUCAACAGAGCGGCUGUGAAGGGGACUCCAGGCGAACUAUACGCGAUAAAACUACUACAAAGAAGUUUUUAAGGGGUGGGGGAGGGAGGAGCAUGGGGCUUAUUAGUAGGGGGUGGGGGCUGAUGAAACACUUGAAGUUCAAGACAGGGGGGUAUAUUAUUAGAGAGGGGGGUUCAAUUCAAUAGAAAGGGUGGCUUAGUAUAGAGGGGGCUUGAGAUAGAGGGCGCGGCUCACCAGAGCGUGUACGACUUUUUUUCCUUUUCAGGCUCACUCAUCAUCGGGUCACAAACAUUCGCUCAGAGGUGAGGAUAUAAAGAACUUUCCACGGAUCUCGAAAUUGAUUUUAAUGAAAUCACAUCUAACGCAUUGCAGUCGAGAGGAAACGGUUUAACCCAUGUGUUUGUUUGUUUUGCAUGAUGUACAGAAGUUCUGACGGAUCCUACUGUCAAUCCUACGAAAUUGUUUAGAUUUAUAUCUUAAAAGGAAAAGUGUUGGUUGGUUGUUGUGAUAAACUUUGGUUUUGGUUUAACGACACUCCAUCCAAAAAGAAUUCUAAAUCACAGGUCUCGUCAACAGUUGCAGUGACGAGAAAUGUCUCGACUUAGUCGGUUAUCCUCCGUUGAUUUUUUUUUCUCACUUUAAUUGUAAUAGGCAUCAAGCGAAGUAAAAGCUUUGGAUAAUUUCUUCACAAUGUUGCAAACAGAACCCAACAGAGUUUAUUAUGGGUAG